GAAAGGAAGGUGACUGGCUGCGCGUGAUAGUAAUGCUCUCGGGAGAAUAGAGAGCCCCACAGUGCAACAACACACACAGGAAACCGCACAGGAUUAAACGUCACAGAACAUUUACUGCCUGUCCAGAUUCGUUGCACACCGAGCUGAAGCUUUCCCUCCAGUUAUGGGGGAGAACAUGGUGAUGAUGGAUGACCUCUGCGAGAUGAGCUGUAAUGUUCUGAAGAGACUGCUGAAGGAAGACCACGCGAAGUGCCUGCUGCUGGACUGUAGGUCGUUCCUGGCCUUCAGCGCGGGGCAUAUCCGGGGCGCCGUCAAUGUCCGCUGCAACACGAUAGUCCGGCGCAGAGCCAAGGGCUCUGUAAGCUUGGAUCAGAUACUACCCGGGGACGAGGAGGUCCGGUCCCGGCUGAGUUCAGGGCUGUACUCCGCUGUGGUCCUUUACGACGAGAGGACGCCCGACUCGGACACAGUGAAAGACGGUAGUACAAUUACACUGGUGAUGAACGCGCUCUACCGGGACACGGUUGGAACGGAGACCUACCUACUGAAAGGAGGCUACGACAGGUUUUACGCAGAGUUCCCAGAGUUGUGUGUGAAGACCAAGUCCCUGCCCUCGUUUACCUCCCAGUCCAGCCUGGACUCCACAUGCUCCUCGUGCGGCACACCGCACCCCGACCAGGGAGGUCCAGUGGAGAUCCUGCCCUUCCUCUACCUGGGGAGUGCCCUCCAUGCCUCCAGGAAGGAGACGCUGGACAGCCUGGGCAUCACAGCCCUGCUCAACGUCUCCUCCAACUGCCCCAAUCACUUCGAGGGGACCUACCAGUACAAGUGCAUCCCAGUGGAGGACAACCACAAAGAGGACAUCAGCUCCUGGUUCCUGGAGGCCAUUGAGUUCAUAGACUCGGUGAAGGAGUCCAGUGGGCGUGUCUUGGUGCACUGCCAGGCUGGCAUCUCCCGCUCCGCCACCAUCUGCCUGGCCUACCUGAUGAUGCGGAAGCGCGUGCGCCUGGACGAGGCGUUUGAGUUUGUGCGCCAGCGCCGCAGCAUCAUCUCGCCCAACUUCAGCUUCAUGGGGCAGCUGCUGCAGUUCGAGUCCCAGGUGCUCGCCACGUCCUGUGCCGUCGAGGCCUGCAGCCCGCUGGCCACGCUGGGGCCCAAGUCUUCCGCGUCCUCCGUCACGCCCACCUCCCCUUUCAUCUUCAGCUUUCCCGUCUCCGUGGUGGCCACGUCCAGCGGCCUCGCUUACCGGCACAGUCCAAUCACGACCUCCCCCAGCUGCUGAUGCCCCGCCCCUCCCUAUCAGACACUGAACUGCCAUUGGCUGCUGAGAUUCAUCCUCCCCUCCCUCCAUAUAGACUUCUAGGUACUGGUCCGGGGGGGGGGAGGGGUUUCUCAUUGGCUCACUGGCUGUGGAAGCCUUUCAGGUGCCAAGGACCGCUGUCCUUGACAGACUGGCGUGGCGGCCAAUGAACAGGCUUUGUGGUGUGGAAAAACAGGCUGCAGGGCAGAAAUCCUGUUUCCAUGGAUACGGCACUUCCUGUGUUUGAGUGUGAGUGCGGAGGUAGGAAAGAGGGAGGGGUCAACACGUCUUCACCACUCUUGUCAUUCUGGGUCUCCCCUUGCUGCUAGAGCGAAAGAGGGGGAAGGGAGGAGGAUAGGAGGG
Molecule: messenger RNA, 1663 nt
Organism: Hypomesus transpacificus
Lineage: Eukaryota; Metazoa; Chordata; Actinopteri; Osmeriformes; Osmeridae
Gene: dusp4
Product: dual specificity phosphatase 4
Exons: 4
Coding region: 164-1282 (372 amino acids)
Biological process (GO): negative regulation of MAPK cascade; endoderm formation; protein dephosphorylation
Cellular component (GO): cytoplasm; nucleus
Molecular function (GO): MAP kinase tyrosine/serine/threonine phosphatase activity; protein tyrosine/threonine phosphatase activity
Source: RefSeq, a predicted model, not a curated record